Molecule: messenger RNA, 991 nt
Organism: Malaya genurostris
Lineage: Eukaryota; Metazoa; Arthropoda; Insecta; Diptera; Culicidae
Product: retinaldehyde-binding protein 1-like
Exons: 3
Coding region: 35-895 (286 amino acids)
Cellular component (GO): membrane
Molecular function (GO): phosphatidylinositol bisphosphate binding
Source: RefSeq, a predicted model, not a curated record
GCUUCGACCGCAAGAAGUCCCUGCACUCGUCAUCAUGGCUUCUCCGUACGACCUCGAUCUUAGUCCGCCCAGUGCCGAACUGUUGGAAGUUGCUCGUCAGGAAUUACGCGAAACUCCAGAAGUGAGGGCUGCGGCUCUGAUCGAGCUGCGGAAGCUACUUCAGGCCGCAACGGAUUUGUAUUUUCCGGACGAUGACGAUUUCCUGAUAAUGUUUCUACGGCCAUCUCACUUCUAUCCGGAUAGUGCAAUCAAACUGAUGCGCAACGUGGCAGAGUUCAAAAAGACGCACUCGGACCUGUUGAAGGAUCUGCUGCCGGUGGAUCUGAAGAAUGAAAUUCUUAACACCGACGUUGUGGCCGUGUUGAAGAACUGUGACCAGCAUGGCCGUCGUUUGAUGAUUGUUCGGAUGGGUAACGUCUGGGAUCCGAAGGUCAUCAGUGAGGACAAAGUGUUUUCCCUUCUUUAUACCGUCCAUAAGUUGGCAAUUCUGGAACCGAAAACGCAAAUCAAGGGAGCGGUCGUAAUUUAUGACUUCGAAGGCCUGGGCAUGAAACAGGUCAAGGGAAUGUCACCCGGUGCGGCGAAACGGCUGCUGACCUUCAUCCAGGAUGCAGCUCCUCUACGGAUAAAGGCUGUACACUUCGUCAAGGAACCGAUGCUAUUCAGCAUGGUCUGGACUUUGAUGAAACCGUUUGUCCGGGAGAAACUGAAGGGACGGAUGUAUUUCCACGGUGAUGACAUGAAGAAGCUGCACAAACACGUUGAUGCGACUUGUUUGCCGGCCAAUUACGGAGGAACCAUGCCGACGUUGGAUUACGGAUCGAAGGAGUGGUACCCGACGAUGGAAAAGCACACCGAGGAUGUUAAGAAAUUUAAUUCGGCAGGAUUUAAGUAAAAUUAAGGCGAAGCAAACGAAUAUUAUCGUAAAAUGAUUUGAAACAAUAGAUUACACUGGAGUUUUGUACAUUCUGGCCUCUAGGUAAACUAUUGC